UACUGAUGAUGAUAUACGUUUUCACGAUGAACCCGGGUGUUUUGUGCUUCGCCACCGCAUAAUAAAUUUCGAAAUGGCGGCGCCCAUGGAUCACCUGUCUACGGUGAAGCAUGUCAUUUUGGUGUUAUCUGGGAAAGGUGGAGUAGGAAAAAGUACAGUUGCUGCCCAGUUAGCUCUUGGUCUCAAGCAGGCUGGCAAAAAAGUGGGUUUGUUAGACAUUGACCUGUGUGGUCCCAGUGUUCCAAAGAUGUUUGGUCUGGAUGGGCAGGAUGUCCACCAGUGUCCAGAGGGGUGGCUGCCAGUGUAUGUUGACAAGGAGCAGAGACUGGGUGUGAUGUCUAUAGGCUUCCUCAUUGAGAGCAGGGAUGAUGCAGUAGUCUGGAGGGGUCCAAAGAAGAAUGCUAUGAUCAAGCAGUUCUUAAGUGAUGUGGUAUGGAAAGACGUGGACUAUCUGAUAAUAGACACACCCCCAGGUACCUCUGAUGAACACAUAACAGUGGUUGAGGGACUCAAGGCAUACUGUCCAGAUGGCGCUAUACUUGUGACAACACCACAGGGAGUUUCAAUAGGAGACGUGAGAAGAGAGCUAACAUUUUGCCGUAAAACUGGGGUUCCCAUACUUGGAAUUGUUGAAAACAUGAGUGGAUUUGCCUGCCCUUGUUGUGGGGAAGUUACCAACAUUUUCUCCAAGGGAGGUGGGGAGGCACUGGCCAAGCAAGCCCAUGUACCAUUUCUAGGCUGUAUUCCGUUGGACCCGAACCUUGCUGCAUCUCUGGAGGAAGGCAAGAACUUCCUUGAGCACUACAGUUCCUCCCCCACAUUCACCGCCCUGAACCAUGUCAUCACGAGGCUCAUGCAGGUCGACAGGGACUUCUGAACAUCCCUGGUGAAUGGGAAGCUAGGGGAAUAUAAUAUAGGGUCUUUCAAUGUUGCCAUAUGAAUACUUUGACUUAUAACAUCCCUGGUGAAUGGGAAGCUAGGGGAAUAUAAUAUAGGGUCUUUCAAUGUUGCCAUAUGGAUACUUUGACUUAUAUUUUUACUGAUUCUGAUUCUUGCAUUUAUCAUUUUAUAUCAUUAAUGUUUGAUUUUUAGUUCCAAUAUCAAUCUAGAUGCAGGUCUGUAAAAUGUGUUAAAUUAAAUUCUUAAAAAAGCCAAAUUUUGCAAAGACUGGGAUAAAGGUGCGCAGUGCGUUCUUUUCCCAUAUAAACGAAAAACUGCGCAUCAUUUCCCUAAUGCGAUGCGCACCAUUACGCAAUGCGAUGCCCGUUGCAUAAAUCUUAUAUAAGAUAAAUUACUCUUACACAUUUUAUUUUUUUGCUCUUACUCGACUUAUGAGAUCGUUUAUGAAAAAAAUCGAGGUAGAUUAAUCCCUGCAUCGUUGCGGUAAUGUUUGUUAAAGUUGUUGUUGUCAUGAAAACUCGUUGAUUUACAACGCAAAACGUCUUAUUUGAACUGACGCGAAUUAAUUAAAUCAUGUUUUUCAACUUCGCUUUUGCUUUAUUUUGAUAAUUUAAUCCAACGUCUAAUGUAAGCAAGUGUUUUUUGUACUGGAAUUGUAAACAAAGAGUCAGUUAAAGUCUUCCGAAAAUUUGCACUGUGUGAGUUUACAGUUUGACGUCAUCAAAGGAAAGCCGCUUCCUGUCUGAAGCAAUAAAGCGACAAAUUUCUCGCGCUGACAAAAUUGCUUCCUUUGUCUAGCAAUUAACAUGCCGAACCAAUCGUGUGUCAAUGCAUAGCUCUGCCUUCGAAUCUUUUGCAGAGAACGGAGGUGGAGUUAGUUAAACGGUUAAUUGAGCAAGUGUUUUACGCAAGUUGAGUUCCAAUUUGCUGAAAUUACUCGGCCCUAAGCAUUGAAACGACGAAUGCAUUUAUCCAUGAUUUUCCGAGAUAUACUGAUUAGAAAACUUUCUGUACAGUUCCUAUAAACUAUGGCGGACGCCCGUGUUUACAAAAUUGCUAAACACAUAUAUUGUAAAUAAUGGCAGUGUUUUAUUGGAUUAUUUAUACUAAUUAUCAUAUUGCAAGGUAAUACUAUUUUUAUCUACUAUAAUAUCGGGUUUGUUUAAUUUAAUUAACAUGUUAAACAAUAUAGUUGCAUUACAGACUUUGAAAUAAAUUUGAUGGGGUUGCAAUUUUACUGACGCUGAUUUUCUUGUCUGUAAUUUUUACCCGAAAUCAAUCUUGAGAAGCGCCCAUUCAUUAUUGCAAAGUGCCCAUUCAACUUUGUAAGUGCCCAUUGUUUUUUUCAUCUAUGGGGCAGUAAUCCCAUCAGAGAAAAAAAUAUCCCGAUCUCUGAUUUUGUAUUUAUAGGUUAUUGUUUUCUUGUUUGAGAGACAAGCAAAUAUAUUUUCCUGUUUAUGUUUUGAAAUUUUAGAUGCAGAUAACAUCUAUUGUAACAGAAACAUAAUAAAUUGAAUGUGCAAUUAUGGCAGUCUCUUGGAAAGGAAUGGUGAUCACAAUUCUCAUAGCAUAAAUAUUUAAUCAGGUGCAUUAACCAAUCAUGAUUUGAGAUUUGAAGUAUAUUUUCCUAUAAAAUUAAUUUUAUUGGAAGUAGGUAAUGAAUUGUCAUGGUCUUAUAAGCAUUUUAAGGCAUAAGAUAUAUACAAACAAGAGAUGUGUUUGUCAGAAACACAAUGCCCCCUACUGCGCUGCUUUGAUUUUUUUUUUACCUUUGACCUUGAAGGAUGACCUUGACCUUUCACCACUCAAAAUGUGCAGCUCUACGAGAUAUACAUGCAUGCCAAAUAUCAAUAUUGCAAAAGUUAUGGCCAAUGUUAAAGUUUUCGGACGGAAGCACAGACUGACGGACAGUUCAACUGCUGUAUGCCACUCUACAGGGGGCAUACAAAAAUGUGCUACUGCUACCUGUAUAUUUUGAAGGCAUGUCUGAACAUUAAGAUUUGUGUUUCCAGAUAUUCCACAUUUUAUCUGAAAAUACAAGUUCUGAGUUCUUUAUAGAAACAUCAGUUAUUUAAAUACAUCGACUGCCUUACUAUUUUUCCACAUGCAACGUUUUCAAGGGUUGUAUACUGGAUUCAUUAUGGGUGUUUGUCUGUCCGUAGACACAAAGUUGUAGUACAAAGUAUUCCAACACUUCAACAGACAACCUUUAAACAUGUAUGACUUGUACACUAUGAUAUGAAGUUUUGCAUGUGUAAUUUUUAUUAUCCUACUUUAAAAAUUGCUAAAUAAUACUUAUGCCCUCCUCAACUUUCUAUCAUCUAUCAUUACAACUUGCUUUCUAGUAUGACAUGCUUUGUCAGGGGGUAUUCAUCACUUGUAUGAAAAGCUCUUGUUUGCAUUUGCCCUUUCAAUAAUCAAUAGUAGUUCCAUGAUACAACAUUUACAAAAAAAUGUAGUUCUUAGUUUAUGACGGUGAUAUUGUUUCCCAUCACUGUUACAUUUUGCCUAAAUGUCUGCUAUUUAUUUGUGUAUAUAUGUAAAUAGUAUUUUAUUAAAAGCAUAUAAUUAUUUUAUUACUAAAUGAGUGCAAGUGAAAUUUAUAUAAGUCCUAUUGUUUCUAAAACAAUUUGUGUGGUUGAUUGUUUGUCAGUUUUGUAUAUUAUGCAACCAUGGCUAUGUAGUAUAUUGUGCUUAUGUGAAUCUGAAGUGGGUUUUUUGAAGCUGUAAGCAAGGUAUUGUAUGUGUUGAUUUAUCAGGCCUGCUAUCUUUUAGGUAUCAAUGCCCAUUUGUAUCAUGUGUCCACUUCAUAGCCAAAAGAUGCUAUAAGCCAUGUUUGUAAAUUGGCUGAUAGGACCUGUCUGUCAAGGACCAAUUUAUAAUUCAUUUAACUGCUAGACUAAAAAGUUAACAUUCCAGGUUCAGAAAAAAAAACUAUUAGUGCUAAUCUGUUGAUGACUUGAACAUUAUGGGACUUUCAUUGUAGUAACGCAUUGAUGUGCAUAACAAUAAAUUAUGUUAUGUGUGUAUGAAUGAGGUAAUUAAACAUGUACAAUGCCAAUGGUGAAGCAUUACUUGCCUGUUUUUUUACACAUGUAAUUUGCCAUUGACACUGUCAUAACAUAGUUUCAGGAAAUUUUUGCACAAACUGAUUUGCCCAUAACGUGUUUCUCAAAUGCUGAACAGUGAACACUAUCUACAAUGAAGUUUGUCUGAAGCAAUUCAACUCAUUUUUGUUUGCAUAAAGGGACAUAAUCUUUUGAAGAUGUUCUCAGAGAAACAGUACAUUUUGUUUUGCAUUCAUAAUUUUGGUUUAUAUAUUAUAAUAAUAAUUUCUAAGAUUUUUUCAUACAGAGAUAGGUGUAAUUAAUUAGUGAUUGUUUUAAUUCAUAUUCAGAAAAAAAUAUGAUUUGAUUUUAUCAAAAUAGAAAAAUAAAAUGAUAAACAUA
Molecule: messenger RNA, 4349 nt
Organism: Dreissena polymorpha
Lineage: Eukaryota; Metazoa; Mollusca; Bivalvia; Myida; Dreissenidae
Product: cytosolic Fe-S cluster assembly factor NUBP2 homolog
Exons: 8
Coding region: 74-877 (267 amino acids)
Biological process (GO): iron-sulfur cluster assembly
Cellular component (GO): cytosol
Molecular function (GO): 4 iron, 4 sulfur cluster binding; ATP-dependent FeS chaperone activity; ATP binding
Source: RefSeq, a predicted model, not a curated record